GGAAUGAAACAUGGCGAACGCAUACAGAAGUAAUGUAGUUUAAAGACAGUUGAGAUGUUGACGACAUGAGUUUUAAUAAUAUUUAUGAGCUGAAUCACCGCGAAGUGGAAACCGAACGCUUGAUGACGGACAGAGACAUCAGACUGAUGAUUCAACUUCGUGCUACCAAUGAGGCCAUCUUCACCGGAAGGAAAAACUCUGCAAUGAUAGGCUGGAGGGCGAUAAGGAAGGAGAUGGGGCUUCAGGGGUUGAUGUCUGCACGGCAGCUGAAGAAGAAAUGGGGCAACUUGAAAGACAAAUACAAAGUGCUAAAGAACCCUCCAGAGGGCAUAGAGACCCAGCCCAGCUCGUGGCGCUGGUUCCACCUGAUGGAUAAGGCCAUGACUGGCCGCUUGGCCGGAACCGCCACCAUCGUCCAGCCCUCGCUGCUGGACGAUGACGAGGAGCCGAACGCAGCCCUGCCCCCAGUCGUGCUUCCCAACAUGGUCGGGGCUUGUUCAGGACUGAGUCUCAUUGAAACGGGAACUCUGGAGGGUGUCGGGACUCUGGAGAAGGUCCUGGAGCUGAGUGGAACUGAAUCACCUGUUGAGGUUACUGCAGCCGGAACUGACAUGAUGGAAACUCAAUCUGUGAUGAACAAAAGUGAGCCGGCUGAACUGUACGCCACAUUGCUACCUGACUGCUCCUUUGAGACCAACACGACACCCUCCUCCUCCAGAGACAUCAGUGGGGAGACGGACAGGAAGCUGGUUGAGCUGCAGAAAGAGAGGCAGGCUCUGGAGAGAGAGCAGGCCGAGUUCGACAGAGAGCUGAUAUGUUUAGAGAGAGACAGGGAGCUGCUGAACAGAGACAUGGUCACUCUGGAGCGAGACAGAAUGGCUGUAGAAAGAGACAGAGCUACUGUGGAGAGAGACAGGGCGGCUGUGGAGAGAGACCGAGUGUUUCUAGAUCGAGAUCGAGCGUUUCUUGACAGAGACAGAGCUUUUCUAGAGAGAGACCGAGUGUUUCUGGACAGAGCCAAAGAGGAUUUACAGAGAGAGAGAGCACUGCUGAGGAGAGAGAGGGCGGUCCUGGAGACGGACGGGGUGGCUGUGGACGGAGAGCAGGCUGAGAUGGCCACAGAGAAGGAGGUGGUUCUACAGACGAGGUUCUACCAGAGGCUGGUGGCUGCAGACCUGGAUCGAGACCAGCUGGAGACCAGACAGAGACUGGUUUCUUUGUUCCAGAAGCUUGUUGAGAAACUAAACUUCCACUUAAAGAAACAAUUCACCCUAACCCUAUAAUUCAGCCAUUAUCUCUUCACUCUGAAGCAGCAGGGGACAACCAGUAGAACAUGAAACAGCUGCAUACAGCUCGUCAGUGUAAUCCAAGCCUGAGGUCCAGUUUUAAAUCAAGUCUCCAGCUGCGUCAGUGGUUGAGGAGAAUUCUGCAACGCUGUCUUGAAACUAAGAAACUUCUCCUGCAGACAGAAGGGACGUGGUUUUUCUUCUCUGGUAUCAUUACGGGGGGGAAGCUGCUGAGUUUUACAGCUUGUUGUAUCAGAGAAUGCUCCAAUGGUCGUUUUACUGUGAAGCACCAGAAAUGUUGUGUGGACUGAGACUCCACCUUUCAUCAACAUGGAGGAGGAGAUGAUGAGUUUUACUGUGUGGGUGAACUCAUACUUCAGUGUUUACUGGUGACUUUCCACAACACGUUACUGUCCCUGUCAGGACCAGAUAAAGAUUAAGUGAUAAUAUCUGUACAGAAACACACAGUGUUCCUUUAAACAAGAAACAAUAAAUAAAGACUUCCAUGUAACAAAUGAUAAGAAAACUGCAAACACAACAAAAGUAUUACGGAAGAGUUUUUUAUAUUUUACUGCAGGAAAUGUUAAAUAUUUGUAUUUGUAAGUUUGAAGGAACGGCAAUAAAUCAUUUUCUGGACUGUU
This is a messenger RNA of Acanthopagrus latus (yellowfin seabream), 1927 nucleotides long. RefSeq lists its product as uncharacterized. The coding region runs from base 66 to 1283 and encodes 405 amino acids. NCBI's taxonomy places the organism in Eukaryota, Metazoa, Chordata, Actinopteri, Spariformes, Sparidae. The transcript is spliced from 5 exons. The record is from RefSeq and is a predicted model, not a curated record.